Amoebophrya sp. A25 is the source of this 785-nucleotide messenger RNA. NCBI's taxonomy places the organism in Eukaryota, Dinophyceae, Syndiniales, Amoebophryaceae. The record is from the annotation of a GenBank genome assembly.
CCAAGCCCGGGUUAUACUUAUACAAACGGCAUCUUCAUUCCCAUCGUAUAAAAGAGCCUUCAAGUUUUGCUAUUUUUUUCAUCAUCUUCGUUAUCCUCGAUUAUCCUACUUGUAAAAAAGCCGUCCGCUUCUAUGAAUUAACACUCGUCAACUACCAGCCAGCAGCACUAGCACUAGCUUAGAUUUUGAAUCAUUGAGAAAGUAGUAGAAGAUAGUGCUGAAGGAGGACAAGAAUGGCCGUCGAAUUCGACGAUCAUGAUGACGAGGACGCACCCCAACAGGCACCAGGAGGGAAUAAGAAAGACCCGACGCAGGCAACAAAAAGUAUAGUUUGAUGUAAUUGGCAUAUGAAAUGAAUAGAGAGCCUCGAAAUCGAGUACUAUAGUCGUCAAAUGUACCAUGUAGUCGCGCUGUUGAGAACAAAGUAGACGCAAGAUGAUGAAGGUGGCCGUGACGUGAAUCAUGCUAGAGCCAGAAAAACUUUGACGCGGUGGCUUCGAUUCAAUCGAAUUGCCAGAUGAAAAAAAUGAUGUGCGGACUGUCCGCUACUGCCUUAUCGCGCGCCCAUCAUUCAAAGACACCAUCAUGAAAAUCCACCUCCGCCAGCCCUGAUCGGCACUGCUCGAACCAAGCUCGACGCGACACGUGUGCAGCUGGAUGCCAACAGCGAAAAAGUGCAACUCCUGAAGAGCGAAUUCAAGACUCUGAAGAGACAAAACGCCCAUUUGACCAAGCAGCAACAGGGGAGUCUACAGGAACUGGAGAGUGGACUUGGAAAAUGGUGA